GGGAUUCUGAUGAUGAGCUAACCCCCACAUCUAUCAAGUAUCUCGAUUAUCAUAACAACACUACUCUCAAGUUUGACAAUGAAGCAUUGCGCAAAGUAAGACGGAAAUCAGAUAUUGACCACAAACAAAACCCCUACAAGAAUAAAGGAAAUGGUAGAUAUGCAACAUCCCUACCAAAGUCAAACGAGAAUAAAUCACUCAAUAAAAUUUACCCUAUCAAUCCAGAGAGUAACCAGGGGGUAGCCUUUAAGUAUAAGGAGACUGUGAGAAAAAAAUCAGAGCGAGAACAUAUGGUAGGCGGCGAUUGUCUUUGUUGUCGUGAUUUCUGGAAUUCCGUUGGUCAAGACACUGCGCAGGAGCAUAAAAACAGAUCAUCAAAGCACCGCUCACAUUGGCCUCGACCAAAAACGCCGCCAGGAUAUUGGGAUGUCGAUUUCCCAUCUACCCAGAAAAUAGCACUGAAUAAAGAGCAAGCAAGGCAGAUGCAUAAGGAGAAAAGGGAAUGGGCGGCUGCUGAAGCGAACAAAGAUAAUGGGAGACAUCUAAGGAGGAAAUCAUCAUAG
Molecule: messenger RNA, 563 nt
Organism: Wallemia mellicola CBS 633.66
Lineage: Eukaryota; Fungi; Basidiomycota; Wallemiomycetes; Wallemiales; Wallemiaceae
Exons: 2
Coding region: 291-563 (90 amino acids)
Biological process (GO): DNA repair
Source: RefSeq, a predicted model, not a curated record